AUGGCCAGGAAACACGAUAAAACCGGCACGAACCCCGAAGCCGCUGCUCAGCGUCUGCGUCAACUCUCAACGCAUAUACCAGAAGCCGCGGACUACUCCGAUGUCCUAUCCCAAAUCACCACGCUCCGCUCGCUUGCCGCCACUCCUGACCCUCAAAACAGGGGCUAUAUCCGCCAAAAGCAAGCCGGGAAGCUUUGGGUACGUGAGCGGAUUGACCUGCUCUUCGAUCCCGGGACCUUUUCCGAAAUUGGGUCUAUCUCAGGCACAGUCACCUGGAGGAAAAGCGGUCCGCGACAGGAAAUGCCAGAGUCAUUUGUGCCCAGCAAUAAUAUACAAGGCACGGGCAAGCUGUCUGGAAGACAGGUCCUCCUCACAGCUGACGACUUUAGCAUCCGUGGCGGACAUGCAGAUGGCUCCACGUUCACGAAAACAAUAUACCUGGAAAAAUUGGCGAUUGCACUCAAGCUACCGGUGGUGAAGUUAGUAGACGGGAGCUCGGGAGGAGGGAGUGUGACGACGAUCAAGAAGGCGGGCUGGAGCUACCUGCCGUACGUCCCUUCAUAUCAAUAUGUGGUGCAGCAGUUGAAUAUGGGGAUCCCAAAUCUGGGGGCUGUUGUGGGCCCAGCGAUUGGCCUUGGUGCAGCACGAGUGGUAUCAUGUCAUUUCUCCGUGAUGGCUGCCGAUAUUGGGUCGUUAUUCAACGCCGGACCAAAGGUGGUGGAAGGUGCUACUUUCGAGGAAGGGCUAGAUUUCCAGAGCCUGGGAGGACCGAUGAUCCAUUGCACAAACGGCACAAUUGACAACAUUGCAGCCAACGAGGCGGAGUGUUAUGAGCAAUUGCGCACGGUUUUGGGUUAUCUCCCUAAUUCUGGGAGUGACGCCCCGCCUGUGAAACCGUGUGACGAUCCAACGACUCGAGAAGAGAUCAGCUUGCGGAGGAUUAUACCUCGGAGGCAAGCUCGCAUGUAUAAUCCCCGGACCAUCAUCACAGCGAUCGUGGAUCGGAAUUCAUGGUUCGAGAUUGGGGCGUACUGGGGCAAGACGGCCAUUGGGGGACUGGCUCGUCUGGAUGGACACCCGGUAGGAAUCAUCACCUUGAACUGCGAGGUUAACGGCGGUGCCCUGGACGCUGGUGGUAGCCAGAAAUUGACUAGACUGUUGAAACUGUGCGAUGUAAUGAAUCUGCCUGUAUUGCAGUUCAUCGACGUCCCCGGAUACGCCAUUGGAACUGUAGCCGAACGGACUGCCACGAUGCGUUGGGGCGUCGAGCUUGCCAAAACAUAUUUUUCCACAACCAUGCCCAUCUUCAACGUCAUCACUCGUCGAGCGUUUGGCGUUGCAGGUGGUAUCAUGCUUGGAGCCCGUGACCCUGUCAUGCAGGUUGCCUGGCCCUCGGGACAAUGGGGAUCGUUACCUCUUGACGGUGGAAUCGAAGUCGGACACCGGCACGAGCUUCGUGAAGCAGAGAAGGAAGGCAACAAGACUGAACGGUACAAGGAGCUGGAAGAUGAAUAUAUACGGUUGAUGAACCCGGUGCGGACAGCCAAUGCCUUUGGAGUCGAGGAGAUUAUCGACCCCAAAAACACACGCUCGAUCUGCUGUGCGUGGGCGAAGCAUGUGUACGAGGCUUUGAUGAGCGACCGGCUGGCUGAUCGCGCCUGUGGGCGAAUCCGGCCUGUUUUUUGA
Molecule: messenger RNA, 1686 nt
Organism: Penicilliopsis zonata CBS 506.65
Lineage: Eukaryota; Fungi; Ascomycota; Eurotiomycetes; Eurotiales; Aspergillaceae
Exons: 4
Coding region: 1-1686 (561 amino acids)
Molecular function (GO): propionyl-CoA carboxylase activity
Source: RefSeq, a predicted model, not a curated record